Molecule: messenger RNA, 1696 nt
Organism: Aphanomyces invadans
Lineage: Eukaryota; Oomycota; Saprolegniomycetes; Saprolegniales; Verrucalvaceae
Exons: 4
Coding region: 18-1673 (551 amino acids)
Source: RefSeq, a predicted model, not a curated record
AACAAUCCCAAGACGAGAUGGCCGAGUGCACAUGGUGCAAGUGCGCCAAGUGGACGGUGGAGUGCGAUGCGUGUGCAAGGCCGUCUGGCGUGAAGGGAGCUGUGCGUCAUUGCCGGCCGUGCUCGGAUGCAUGGCAUGCAGUCGGGGCAUCACGACACCACGCCCGGCGCGAUACAACCGCUGACACAGCUAUCGCCUCUGUUGAGGAUGCAUUGGAGGCACAGAUCCAGGAGAAGAUGCUGCUGCUCCGGCAAGCCCUUGACGCUCCACAAGACGAUGCUGUAGAUUCGACGACUGUUCCCACCGCCGACCAACCUGCGGUGGACUCAAGCAAACCCAAGCCACUGGACACUGCCUUGUUCGAACAGCCCUUGUUCUCUGGGACCAACUCCAUGCAAUCAGGCACGAACGCUACAGCGUGCCCAACUAGCAGCAGCCAAAGCGACAAAAAAACAAUCCACGACUCAAGCAGUUCCUUGGACAGCAGUCCUACUGAACACGGCGGGCCAGAAAUCGUCUUUAUCGAUGAUGACAACGACAUGACAACAGAGGUCGUUGACGAAGCCGACGACGAACUCAAGCACCUAGAACCCCUCAACAUCAUGUUGAUCGAACAGCUUCGUGCAUAUUGCAUCAUCCACGAUGCAGUCAACUGUGUCCAUUUCACGCAGUGUCGCGACAACGCCUGUGUGUCUGCAAGUCGCCACCUGAAGCAUUGCGCGGCCGGCGUGUCCUGUCCCGAUCGGUCUGCGAUGUGUCGGGCAUUUGCGAACCUCACACAGCACUGCGAAACGUGCCCACAUGCCGCCACCUGCGCCUUGUGUGUCCAUGUAUUGCAACGGCGGCUGCAAUACACAUACGUUGCACUCAGCCAUGCGCUGUCCGUCGUGCCGCCACCGUCGGCGGAUGUGCCGGUCGCCGAAGCAAAGUUUCAAGCGCAUGAGAGGCAGUCCCUGAUGGUUCGCAAGCAAACGUGCGAGCUUGAACUCAAGGAAGCAUUUGACGUGGUCCGACGGCUACAGCUACCGACGACCAAGCUACCGCCAAUCCAAAACCACUUUUGCCACGUUGCGAUGCCGACAUGGAAGCGUCGGUGCGAUCCGAUCAGCGAGUACAUUUUUCAAGGCAAUGCCACAAACGUGGCAACGUGGCGGGAAUGGGUGCACGAUGGGCUGCAUAUCACCAACGCCACGAAUUGCAAGUACACCAGGUACUGCCAACGAGAGUGUGCGGCGUGGGCGCAGAGGACUCAAACGUACGACGAAACGCACAAAGUGGAUCCCACCAAAGUGCUGUCGACGCGAGAAGGCGCCGCGAUCGCACGACAUCGCGCCCAUUACCCGUGCAAGUUUCAACAGUGCAUGUAUUGCAACCUGAGUACGCAUUCGUCAUGGUCACCUCGAACGAUUUACAUGAGCACAAUCGUAGUGCGGCGGAAUGAAAACGAAGUCAAACAUGCCAUGGCGGCGUUGUGUGUGUCCAAGUUGGCCGGGUUGCUGUCCCGGGAGCGCAACCCUACAACUCUACGCCAACUUGAGGCCAAUUUUCGCCGAUUCGAGGCUUUCCAGGGGGAGAUCGAGAAAAAGCUCCGGUGGUAUGCACAGGUCUUGCCCCUAUGGAGUCGGCCCCACAUACCCAUCGUCGAAACUCCAGGCUACCAUUAUUCGUCGUAAGAGAUACCGUAUCUGCUCUCCCA